Messenger RNA from Verticillium dahliae VdLs.17, 972 nucleotides. RefSeq lists its product as uncharacterized. The transcript has a single exon. The record is from RefSeq and is a predicted model, not a curated record. The coding region runs from base 1 to 972 and encodes 323 amino acids. NCBI's taxonomy places the organism in Eukaryota, Fungi, Ascomycota, Sordariomycetes, Glomerellales, Plectosphaerellaceae.
AUGGCGAAAGGCGUCGCCCUCAAGUUCCUGCAGUGGUUCAUCCGCGGCGUCCAGUUCGGCUGCGCCGCCAUUGUGCUCGGCAUCUUCUCCUACUUCCUGGCCACCCUCUCCAAUCACAACAUUCACAUUGCGACCCAUGUGCGCGCCGUGACGGGCAUCUCGGGCGCCGCCGUCCUCUACACCAUCCUCGGCCUCGUCCUGCUCUGCUGCCUCGCCGGCCGCAUCUUCACCUCGGCCAUCGCCAUCCUGCUCGACCUCGCCUUCGCCGGCGCCUUCAUCUACGUCGCCUACGCCAACCGCCACGGCGCCUCCUCGUGCAACGGCUACGUCGACACGCCCUACGGCCGCGGCCGCUCCGCCGCCGACGUCCAGGGCACCGACGGCUUCACGAACCUGCCCUCCUUCCGCCAGGCCUGCCGCCUGCAGACCGCCUGCUUCGCCGUCGCCAUCGUUGCCAUCGUCUUCUUCCUGCUCUCCAUCCUCGUCGAGGUCUUCCUCGUCCGCCACCACAAGAAGGAGAAGCGCUUCGGCCCCGGCCCCGACAACAACUACACCUCGGGCUCCGGCGGCAAGAAGACCCGCGGCCCCGCCGGCGGCCUCUUCGGCUGGCGCACCAAGCGCAAGGCCCGCGGCGCCGGCGCCUUUGACAACGACAACGCCCUGCCCGCUCACACCUCCCCCGACCAGGUCCGCAACAGCUACAACACCGAGGCCACGGCCGUCGCCCCGGGCCAGGACGCCCACCCCUACGCCCACCCCAAGUCGGAGACGGGCUACGGCUACGCCAACGGCACCGGCAACGGCAUGGCCAACGACCACGUCGUCCCGCCCGGCACCGCCUAUGGCGUCUCCAACGAGACGCACACCCACGACGCCGCCUACGCCCAGCCCCUGCCCCAGCAGACGGCGGGCGUUCACGCCGGCCAGACGAACCCGUACCGCUACGAGGACGGCACCUUUGACCGUCGCUGA